Molecule: messenger RNA, 2313 nt
Organism: Tachysurus fulvidraco (yellow catfish)
Lineage: Eukaryota; Metazoa; Chordata; Actinopteri; Siluriformes; Bagridae
Gene: csf1a
Product: colony stimulating factor 1a (macrophage)
Exons: 10
Coding region: 189-1718 (509 amino acids)
Cellular component (GO): membrane
Molecular function (GO): cytokine activity; growth factor activity
Source: RefSeq, a predicted model, not a curated record
UGUCAAGGAAAAGAAGAGGGUGGGAGGGACGCAGCUGUGCACAUUUUACUGGUGCCGUAGGGAGUACAAGCCUUUUCACAUAUUCAUCCUGUCGGGAGAAGAUGCACUCUUUGACUGAAAGAAAUGCAAAGGAACUCUAAUGUAUCUAAAUGUGGACUUCGCUCAAUCUCCUUGCCUAAGCCAGCCAGAUGAACACACACACUACAGUCAACAAGGCCAAGAUAAGGCAUCUGUGCUCCUGCCUUGUCCUGUGCUUGCAAUUGGCCUCUGGUGCUGUUCCUGGUCCAUGUCAAUAUUCUGUGACUGAGGAACAUCUCCUGACUUUAAGAAAACUGAUUAUGAACCAAGUCCAAAGUGGCUGCUCUAUAUCCUUUAAGUUUACCGAACGCCAGCACCUGAGUGAUGUCUGUUACAUUAAAGCAGCAUUGCCUCACAUCCUGGACCUUUUGCUCAAACACUUCACAUAUGAAAAUGGUUCUGAUAACUAUUACUACACAAGCUCACUAAAGGACUUGAUCCACAACAUUUAUUCCAAUAAAUGUGUCCCACCUGUUAAUGAAGAAAUCGAGGAAAAUCCAGUGACGUUUGCCAGACUAUACUGGUCUUUGCCCAGGGAAGGUCUAGAAAAAACAGAGGAGGUAUUUCAGAUGUACAAAAAGCUGAUGAGUGAAAAUGACAAAGCAGUGAACUGGAACUGUGAGGAUGAGUAUGCGAAUAAUGUUUUAGAAGCCACCACUGUGCUUCCCACCCAAACUACAGGUACCACAGAGUGCGAGUGCUCUUGUCCUCACACUAUGAAGGCAUUUUUGUUCACCACAUCUGCUCCAGCUGCAUCCCCAUCAUCUCCCCACACCCAAUCAGGAGCGUACACCUUCAAGAACAACUAUGAAGAACCUAGCGCACCUGAGCCUGCAGACAAAGUUAAAACAUCAAACUCAACUCCAAAUCAGAUUUCUGCACUUUCACCAUUUCCUGGUCCUUUAAGACUGCUCACAAAACCUGAACUCAUUCAUGAGGAAUCUACAAAUUUCAUUACUUCUUCCACUCCAAAUGUGAUGGAUAACAGCAGUGACUCUUCUGUAGCGAUGGGGAGUGAUGCGCAACCAGUUACAUCCUCUCCCAUAUCAUCCACAAGUGAAUUAACAAGCAUAACAACAGGAACUGAUCUCUUAUCAGCAACAUCACAGCCAUCUGAAAAAAACAACACACCACUAAUUUCUAAAAGGGACCCAGUGCUUUCCAAGAGAUCCUUAGAUAACAGAGAUCAAGGAAUGCAUUCUGAUUCCUCCCCCAAUCUGCUCUGGAGCUGGAUUACCAAAGGAAUUAGGGUGAAUAAGAUGGUCAAAGUCUUAGAAAUCACACCGGGAGAAACAGAAAACCAGCCUGUUGAUCAUGUUGAACAGAACAGUCCUACACAACUACAUAUUCACAUGGACAAGUCCUUACUAGGGAAUGUGUUUAAAAUCAUCAGCAAGGAUCCAAACUGCAAAGAUUCCAGAUGUGAUAAGAGCACUGAAGACAGAUCAGAUCAGAGUUCCAGAGGCCGUGUAGAGAGACACACUGGGGAAAAAGAGUACCAUCUUGUGCACAUCUCUGUGUAUUCAACAUUCCUGAUUACAGCUGCUUGUGUAUUACUGCUGUUCAUCACUGCCGUUUUCUACUACAAGCAGCAGCGGAUCAAGAAUCUACAAAAGGAAGUCAGGACUCUACACCUAUGAGGAAACAGGAAAUUCGGAUGAUGCUGCUUCCUGUUGAACAUGUGACUUGUGGAAUAUUUCAAAUAUUUCAUAGGAGUGACUGUGUUCAUUUAACAAGGUUGAGUGAAUGUUGUGGAACAGAAUAGUGUACAUUUUUCAUAAAAUAAAACAGAUUACUAAUAUUAAAGGAUGCUUUAUUCAUAGCACAAACACACACAGACAUACGCAUAGCAAAAGCAAUAUUAUUUUUUUAAGUAUUAUUAUACAGUAUAUGAACUUAAAGUUAUAUUGGGCUUAGACUGUCAUAAAAUUAAAAAUGCUGUGUUGCAGAUUAUUAUUAUUAUUAUUAUUAUUAUUAUUAUUAUUUUAUUUUUUUAUUUUUUUUAAAGUUAUUUAUCUACAAAUGCACAAACCUUGUUGUGAAAGACACAUUUAUUGCACAUAAAAUGUUUAAAAUGUUUUUUUGUUUUGUUUUUUUACCUUUUCUUAUCUUGCAGAAUGUGUUAAAAGUCUUUCUGAUGAAACUUUCUGUAUUAAAGCCUAAUACAAUUAGAUAAUAAGUGAAUCUGGUGAUACAAAAAUAUAAUAAAAUGAUCACCUGGUUUUAACUAAGUAA